CCAAACUGGAUUCCCGUACAGCUCCUGCUACAGAUUUGCUCCUGUGUCAUUUAUAAACGUCCGUGUUCUGUGUACGGUUCGUUAAAAUAAAUGAUUUUUACGGAUUAUUACUGAACGUAUCAAAACUUCGACACAACAUAUCCACCCUUAUUCUACUACUGGUGUAAAACAUAAUGCGUUAUAUUUUUGUAUAAACUCGUCUCGGUGGACGUUGAAGCUUUUCUAACUAGCUUAGCUUAAAUUGCUGGCCGCUGUUAACAACAGAUCGCUAAACAGAGGGAAAAGUACACAUUGCUGUGAUCAUUGUGUGAAAAUGUGUACAAAAAUUAUGAAAGAAGAGUAUACGGAGGAACUUUCACAGUCGAAAGAGGAGAACGAGCGACAACGUCAACUACUGGACUCAUUUUUCUCAAAACCCGAACCUGUCUUACACGGAACAGACAUCAGUGAAGAAUAUCUUUGUCCUGAGCAUCAGCAGCAGCCACAGCCUCCUCACAUUAAGGAAGAAGAGGAGGAGGAAGGGCCCCUCUGCAUUGACAACAAAGUGGACAAUGAUAUCACCCAGUUUCCAUUGACUGGUGUUCCUUUGAAGAGUGAAGAUGAUGACUACAAAGGUCAAAGUGAGGAAAAAGUAGUGGCUGAGCUUCCAAGCAGCAGCUCAAGUCAACACAUGACAACAGUAGAUGAUGGAGACACCCUUGGAGAAUCACAAGCACAUGCCCUCUUAGCUCCACUAUCGGAUCAUGACAUUACAUAUGAUGAUGAUGAUGAUUGUGAUGAUCAACACUCAAAAGGUGAUCUGACAGGUCACAGUGACUCCAAAAACGUGAAAUGCUCUCAGUGUCACAAAACGUUUUUCAACAAGUCAUCGUUGAAAAGACAUAUAAGAACACACACUGGAGAGAAACCUUUUUCCUGCUCAGUGUGUGGUCUUAAGGUAACUCAAAGGAGUAGUUUGACAGACCACAUGAGAAAGCACACUGGAGAGAAACCUUUUGCCUGCCCACUCUGCAAAUUAAGUUUCGGGAGUCGUUGCUAUUUAAGAACACACAUACGAUUGCACUCUGGGGAGAAACCUUUUUCUUGUGCGGUUUGUGGUAAAGGAUUCUCUCUGAAGGGAGAUUUAAGAACACACACAAGAACACACACCGGGGAGAGACCUUUUGUCUGCUCAAUUUGUGGCAAAAGGUUCACCCGGAAGGGACAUUUGAACACACACACAAGAACACACACCAGGGAGAGACCUUUUUCCUGCUCAGUUUGUGGUCAAAGAUUCUCAGAAAAGGGAAGCAUGAUAAAACACACAAGAACACAUACUGGAGAGAAACCUUUCGCCUGUUCAGUUUGCGAUCAAAGAUUCUCUGACAAGGGAAACUUGAGGACACACACUAGAACACACACCGGAGAAAAACCUUUCUCAUGCUCAGUAUGUGGUAAAAGAUUCUCUGAAAAGAGAAACUUAAAAACACACACACAAACACACAUGAGGAAGAAACUUUUUACCAGUUCAGUCUGCCAUAUUGGUUCAAAAGUGGAAGACCUUCAUCAUGAGAAGCAGUAACAGCAGUCAUCCCAUAUUAAAGAGGAAGAGGACCAUGAUAUCACCAGGUUGCCAUUGACUGUUGUCAUUGUUAAGUGUCAAGAAGAUGAUGAUCAUGUGAAAGUUUUUCAAUUGAAGAGUUUAAUCCAAAUAGAUGGUUUGACGGACAGGUAUUAAAACAAAACUAAAUACAACUCAGUAGUGUAUUAUGCUUUAUAAUAUGUAUUUGUUUGAAAUC
Messenger RNA from Hippocampus comes (tiger tail seahorse), 1778 nucleotides. Its product is annotated as gastrula zinc finger protein XlCGF57.1-like. The coding region runs from base 314 to 1561 and encodes 415 amino acids. Gene Ontology annotation, molecular function: DNA-binding transcription factor activity, RNA polymerase II-specific; RNA polymerase II cis-regulatory region sequence-specific DNA binding. Gene Ontology annotation, biological process: regulation of transcription by RNA polymerase II. Lineage: Eukaryota; Metazoa; Chordata; Actinopteri; Syngnathiformes; Syngnathidae. The record is from RefSeq and is a predicted model, not a curated record. The transcript has 2 exons.